Botrytis porri is the source of this 894-nucleotide messenger RNA. RefSeq lists its product as uncharacterized. The coding region runs from base 1 to 894 and encodes 297 amino acids. Gene Ontology annotation, biological process: carbohydrate metabolic process. The record is from RefSeq and is a predicted model, not a curated record. Gene Ontology annotation, molecular function: hydrolase activity, hydrolyzing O-glycosyl compounds. The transcript has a single exon. Lineage: Eukaryota; Fungi; Ascomycota; Leotiomycetes; Helotiales; Sclerotiniaceae.
AUGAAACAUUCAUUCCCUUUCCUAUCCCACAUCGCCCUCUCCCUUCUCUCCAUCUCCCUUACCCUCCCUUCGACUCACGCCAGCGCUCCUCCCAAAAUUCCAGGCUUCACUCUAACAUGGUCCGAUACCUUUUCUGGCCCCGCCGGUUCCCUCGCCUCCUCCUUAAAAUGGGAAUACGAAACCCCCGCCACAAACCAAAACAACGAAAUCCAACACUACACCUCCUCCCCCCUAAACGCCAACCUCUCCGGUUCCUCCACCCUCUACAUCACCCCUCUCUAUACCUCCGGAACAUGGACUUCCGCACGCAUCAGCACCCUAAAAAGUUGGGGCUGCGCCCCCAACGCCGAAAUGAUCAUUUCUGCCAGCAUCAAAAUGGGCAGUAGCGAUCCCACCCAUCAACAAGGUAUCUGGCCCGCCUUCUGGACCCUCGGCCAAACCUUCAAAAAAGAUAAUCGGUGGCCCGAAUGCGCGGAAUGGGAUAUCAUGGAGCAGGUUAAUGGGGCUUCGGCAAAUGUGGGGACCAUUCAUUAUGGAACUGCAGAGUAUCCGCUCGCGAUCGGAUCGCCAGAUCAGUGGGUGGAGAGAGCGGAGUGGCAUACGUAUGGGAUUCGUAUCUCCCGGGUGGGAGAGUGGCGGCAGCAGAGUAUUACGUGGGAGUUGGAUGGGAAGGCGUAUUUUACGGUUAGUGGGGGCAUGGUGGCAGAUUAUGAGAGUUGGGUGGCGUUGGUGGGGGAAACGUAUUUUGUUAUCUUGAAUGUGGCGGUGGGGGGGAUGUAUCCCGGAUUGCCGAAUGCGUUGACGAGGGGGGGAGGGGGGAGUGGAAUGGAGGUAGGGUGGGUGGCGGUUUAUAAUGGGGUGGGGAUGGGGGAUGGGGCGGGGGGAGGUUGGUGA